AUGAAAGUUUUCAAGUUGAUAGGAGGGCUAGUCUUCCUCACCUCUGUGUUUUUGGCCUGUUCCGGACAAAAUCCGAUGACUGUUCUGUGCUCCAUAGACUGGUUCAUAGUCACCGUACACCCCUUCAUGUUGAACAAUGACGUAUAUGUGCACUUUCAUGAGUUGCACUUGGGACUGGGCUGCCCUGCCAACCAUGUUCAGCCCUAUGCCUACCAGUUCACCUACCGUGUGACGGAAUGCGGCAUCAGGGCCAAGGCUGUCUCUCAGGACAUGGUUCUCUACAACACCGAGCUGCACUAUGCUUCCAAGCAUACGUUGUCUAAGUACGUGAUCCCAGUGUCCUGCACUGCCCCGCAACGUUCCCCAUGGCUCACGAUGCCCUGCGCCAGGAAAGCAGCCAGCGAGGGAGCCAUCACAACCCGGGAUGGUGAGACAUGCUAUGAGGUGUUCACCUCGUCACAGUCCAGCCAGAGGCCCAACUGUGACUGUCCGCCUUGUGUCUUCAACGAAGAAGGGCAGACCCGGGGCCCACAUCACCAAGCAGAGGCUCAGGAGGCCCAUCCCGUGCAGUUUUCUUCCUUUGUUAAUACUUCUGAGAACUGGUCUCUUCGCCUGGAUGAUCAGAUUGCGUCCAUGUGA
This is a messenger RNA of Eubalaena glacialis (North Atlantic right whale), 639 nucleotides long. RefSeq names its product placenta enriched 1 (gene PLAC1). Bases 1 to 639 code for a protein of 212 amino acids. Lineage: Eukaryota; Metazoa; Chordata; Mammalia; Artiodactyla; Balaenidae. The record is from RefSeq and is a predicted model, not a curated record. The transcript has a single exon.